Stylonychia lemnae is the source of this 675-nucleotide messenger RNA. The record is from the annotation of a GenBank genome assembly. Lineage: Eukaryota; Ciliophora; Spirotrichea; Sporadotrichida; Oxytrichidae.
AUGGGAAACAUUUGUGUGGCUAAAUCAACAGCUGAAAUAUUUGAAAAUGAAUUCUAAGCUAAUAGUAGACUCAUGAGACCAUAUAACAUUGACUCUGAAGAGGAAACAAAAGAUGAAUAUGUAGUACUUGAACACAUUAGACCUGGUCAUGAGUUGCAACAUAGAUAAUCAUCUGCUACAAAUUACAAUAUUCAUUCAUCCUCAACUACAUCAGCAGAUAAUUAAAAGCAGAAAGAACUAUAAGAGGCAGAGAGAAGAAAAAAAAUUGAAGUAGAACGUCUGCAUGAUGAGAAAAUGAGAUUAUUGGAAGAUGAGCAAAGAAAGCAAAGAGAGGCUGACGAAUAGAAGAGAAAGGAGCAAGACAAGGAGCGCAAGAGAUAACUUAAGGAAGAAGCAGCUAGACUUGAGAGACUUCAAGAGGAGGAGAGAUAAAGAAAAGCUGACCUAGAGUUAUAAAGACAAUAAGAAGCUGAGGAGCAAGAGGAGAGAAGAAGAUUAGAAGAAGAAGAGGAAGAAAGAUAAAGAUAGCAAUAAGAAGAAUUAGACAAUGCAGGUUCAGAGCCAGAAGACGAUACAAAUGAGGACACUGAUGCUAAUAAUAGAGCUUCUAUGCCAUACAUCAAGGAAACACAAGACCCAAGCAAACUAAAGCACGUAGAUGAAGAUGACUAAUGA